AUGCCGAGCUCGAUAGAUUGAUAGGCGAUGUCUGAUAUUUUAUUUCCCGCGAAAGAGACCCGCCACAGUGCUCACAGACUCGAGGGAAAAAGCUACGUGAUUUUUGUGAUUUCAGUUUGAGCUUCAGCCAAACACAAUGGGAAUUCACGGGCUUACUAAACUGAUCGCUGAUCAGGCCCCCGGUGCCAUCAAAGAGCAAGACAUCAAGAACUACUUUGGUAGGAAAAUUGCAAUAGAUGCCUCCAUGUGUAUCUACCAGUUCCUGAUCGCUGUGAGACAGGACGGGAACCUACUGCAGAAUGAGGAUGGCGAGACGACGAGCCACCUGAUGGGAAUGUUCUACCGGACGAUCCGCAUGCUGGAAUAUGGAAUCAAACCUGUGUACGUGUUUGACGGAAAGCCCCCACAGCUCAAGUCAGUAGAGUUGGAGAAGCGAGGGGAGAGGAGGGCGGAAGCUGAGAAGCAGCUCGCUCAAGCUCAGGAAAUGGGGGAGCAAGAGAAUAUCGACAAAUUCACCAGGCGUCUGGUAAAAGUGACCAAGCAUCAUAACGACGAGUGCAAGAAGCUGCUGACCCUGAUGGGAGUGCCCUACGUUGAGGCUCCGUGUGAGGCGGAGGCCAGCUGUGCUGCUCUGGUUAAAGCAGGGAAGGUGUUUGGAACAGCAACGGAGGAUAUGGACGGGCUGACCUUUGGGACAAAUAUCCUGCUCAGACACAUGACCGCCAGUGAAGCAAAGAAACUUCCUAUCCAGGAGUUCCACUUCAGUCGCAUCCUGCAGGACAUCGGCCUCACCAAUGAACAGUUCAUAGACCUGUGUAUCCUUCUGGGCUGUGACUACUGUGGCACCAUCAAGGGAAUCGGUCCCAAGAGGGCCAUCGAUCUGAUCAAGCAGCACGGCAGCAUUGAGGAGAUCCUGGAAAACAUCGACACCAAGAAGCACCCCCCUCCAGAGGACUGGCUGUAUAGAGAGGCCAGAGCUUUGUUUUUAAAUGCAGAAGUGGUGGAUUGUACCACUGUGGAUCUGAAGUGGGGGGAGCCGGAUGAGGAGGGGCUGAUCCAGUACAUGUGUAGCGAGAAACAGUUCAGCGAGGACAGGAUCCGUAACGGCUGUAAGAAGAUCUCCAAGAGCCGACAGGGCAGCACUCAGGGACGACUCGACUCUUUCUUCAGCGUCACCGGGUCUCUGUCCUCCAAGCGGAAGGAACCUGAGCUUAAAGGAUCUGCAAAGAAGAAGCAGAAGACCGGAGCCACGCCGGGCAAAUUCAAGAAGGGGAGAUAGACUGAGCAUUGGGCUCCUUGUGAUUCCUUUUAGAUUUCAUAUUGUAAUAAAUAUCAUCCUAUUAAAUAAAAAGUGUUAAAACCAACGUUUGGCUCCAGGUGAGGCAGGAGAAAGCUGCAUGUUACAGGUUCAGCUGAACAAUCCUGUAUGUACAUGACCAACUGGAUUUUGUUGAUGUUAAAAAAAUAUCUAAAUAAGUGUUUGAGGCUUUUUUCAAAGUAUGUUUUCCGGUAUUGAAUAAAAGCAUAUUUAUAAA
Molecule: messenger RNA, 1535 nt
Organism: Notothenia coriiceps (black rockcod)
Lineage: Eukaryota; Metazoa; Chordata; Actinopteri; Perciformes; Nototheniidae
Gene: fen1
Product: flap structure-specific endonuclease 1
Exons: 12
Coding region: 137-1279 (380 amino acids)
Cellular component (GO): nucleus
Molecular function (GO): RNA-DNA hybrid ribonuclease activity; 5'-3' exonuclease activity; DNA binding
Source: RefSeq, a predicted model, not a curated record